AUUGCAUUUGAGGUUUGAUUGAUUAAAUUCUCCUCAGUCAAAUUGUGCGAAGAAGGAUGUCGCGCCGGAGAAUUUCAACCGCAGCACCGGCGGUGGAUAAUAUCAGCAGUUUACCAGAAGUGAUUCUGUGCCAUAUUCUGUCUUUCCUCCCCACCAAAGAGGCAGUUGCAACAAGCAUUUUGUCAAAGCGAUGGACACAUCUAUGGCACUCUGUUGACACUAUCAACUUCACAGAUAUCCAAAUCCAUAGAUCCAAAUCCAAUUACACUUUCAACGAAUCGGUUUACUCCGUUUUGGUGUCUAGAGAUGCUGCUGCUGCCGGUGGCUCUCAUCUCAUCAGCAGUUUGUGCCUCAAAAUUUCAUACAGUAACCAUCGUCUCGCACAUCUCAGUUUACCCAAUAUUAUCAAAUGGAUUAACCUUGUUGUUCAACGCAAACUCAAACAUCUUCUUCUUCAUCUAGACGUGAAUGAUGACUUUGAUGAAAACGAUGGUGAUGAUGCUGAUGAAUAUUUUAUACCUAAAAUUCCUGCAAGUGUUCUCACAUGCAAAACCCUAGUAAGUCUCGACCUCAAUAGAUUCGCAACGGAGGAUUUUUCUGAUUCUUUUAUUGGAAUUGAAUUUCCCUCGCUCAAAACCCUUGUUUUGAAAGAUAUUCGAUGCCUCACAGUUAGAGAAUUUAUGGUGCUUCUAUUUGGCUGUCCAAUUCUAGAGUAUUUACAAUUGCGCGAAAUGUGCUUCCAUGGCGAGGAAGAUUCUCUUUCCAUUCCAGAGUUUAAAAGCUUUACCUUACCCAAAUUAAUCACAGCACAUAUCAGAAAUUGUUGUUGUUCAUGUUUUCCGGUGAAAGCACUCUCUAACUCUGAGUCUCUCUGCAUAGAGACAUUAUUCUUGAACAAAAAAGACGGCAUAGUCUAUCAGGUGAAUCAGCCACAAUGCCGUUAUGAAGAGGUUACUAUCUUUCAUAAUUUGACCCAGUUGAAGCUCUACGAUGGUUUUAAUUUGGCACCACAAGUGCUCCAACAGUGUCCUAAGCUUCAAAAUCUUGAUCUUUACCGGUAUGAAUCAGUGGAGAACGAAGAAGAUGAUCAAGAAAAUUGGGUGGAACCUGGAUUUGUUCCACAAUGCUUGUUAUCGUCCCUUAUAACUUGCACUAUUCAUGAUUUAUCAGACCUACCAAGUGAUUUUCUAUUGGCAAAAUAUAUUUUGAGAAAUGCCAAAAUUUUACAAACUAUGACAAUUUGUAGCAACGGGGAACCGUCGGAAAUAGAAAGAAAGUUGUUGUCAUGCCCAAAGGCCUCUGCAACUUGCCGACUUCUUGUUUCUUGAUAACAUAUAGACUAUGUAAGUAUUAGUUUCUCUAUUUGGCUUGUUUCAUUAUCUUCAACUAUGCAACUGUUUGGUUUGGUGGUUUUAACUAUGAUCUAUUAUGAAGGCUGUAACUCUCUCACUUCUCAAUUUCUGAAAAAAUCAUCUUUGAAUUGUUUACUCAA
Messenger RNA from Vicia villosa (hairy vetch), 1492 nucleotides. Its product is annotated as FBD-associated F-box protein At4g10400-like. Lineage: Eukaryota; Viridiplantae; Streptophyta; Magnoliopsida; Fabales; Fabaceae. The record is from RefSeq and is a predicted model, not a curated record. Gene Ontology annotation, molecular function: protein binding. Bases 57 to 1328 code for a protein of 423 amino acids. The transcript has 3 exons.